UAAUCCCGAAUCAAAUAAUUAAUCUCUUUAUAUAUAUAUUCACAAGAGAGUUGUUCAAUUUUUUCAAUACCAUAUUUUGCACUGAAACAAGCUAAGUACCCAAAACAAAAUGAGGAACAUGUUGACCAAUAUAUUGCUCAUGGUUCUUGCAUCAUCGUUGCUGCUAGAGUGCUCGGCCGAUGCCGCCGCCGGAGAAGACACUCAGGUUUUUCACGUCGCCGGAAAAGUUCUUUGCCAGGACUGCGCUCAGGGCUGGAAUGAGUGGGUCAACGGCGCCAACCCCAUCAAAGGUAGCAAAGUUUCCGUGACGUGCCUGGACGAGAGGAGUAGGGUGGUGCAGUACGCAAGUGACCUGACAGACGACGCCGGAGAUUUCGACGUCACCUGCAACAAAUACGUCAACGGUAAGAAGCUGAACCCACAGAACUGCUUCUUGAGACUGGUUUCUUCGCCGGAUCCAGUUUGCAACAUAGCCACCAACUUCGCCGGAGGAAAGAGCGGCGUCAACCUCCACCGCCCGACGGUGGUGUACCGGGAUAUGGUCAAGUACGUUCUCGGCUCGUUCUACUACACCACCCCGAUGUGCGACGAACCGGACACCACCACCCCCGACGACCAAGACGGCGACGAUGAUGCGGCGGAACAAGGCAACUACUAGUAGUAGUACUGCUUUAUUCUUCCCUCCCAUUUUUUCUUUUGACCUUUCUGCCCUUGUUUAAUUGUUGUUAUUACUACUAUGUAUCUUUGUUUGAUAAUGUACAAGUAAAGUUGAUCAAAUACAAUACAUGCACGAUGGUUUUCAUGUUGUAUUUUGUUCUAUCAUGCAAGUGUUGAUGCGGUUAUGUAAAACUUGUUCAAUGUUUUUUUUUUUUUUUUUUUUUU
Molecule: messenger RNA, 882 nt
Organism: Erythranthe guttata (spotted monkey flower)
Lineage: Eukaryota; Viridiplantae; Streptophyta; Magnoliopsida; Lamiales; Phrymaceae
Product: Pollen Ole e 1 allergen and extensin family protein
Cellular component (GO): cell periphery
Source: RefSeq, a predicted model, not a curated record